Messenger RNA from Talaromyces proteolyticus, 1170 nucleotides. RefSeq names its product putative biotin synthase. The record is from RefSeq and is a predicted model, not a curated record. Gene Ontology annotation, cellular component: mitochondrion. Bases 1 to 1170 code for a protein of 389 amino acids. Gene Ontology annotation, molecular function: biotin synthase activity; 2 iron, 2 sulfur cluster binding. The transcript has 2 exons. Gene Ontology annotation, biological process: biotin biosynthetic process. Lineage: Eukaryota; Fungi; Ascomycota; Eurotiomycetes; Eurotiales; Trichocomaceae.
AUGUCAUCCCGGUCGCUCAUUCGCGUCGUCCGGCGCUCGUACGGCACCGUCCAAGGCGCAUCGACAUCCACGGCCACCGGUGCUCCUGUCUCUCCCUGGACAUCGCCCAAAAUCCCCGCCGCCUUGAAGGAUGCCACCGCUGCCCAGAAGCCGCGCACAACCUGGACGAGAGAUGAGAUCCAGCAGAUCUACGAGGCUCCUCUGAGCCAAUUGACUCAUUCUGCGGCAAUCGUCCAUCGCCGCUUUCACGACCCAGCCGCUAUCCAGAUGUGCACCUUGAUGAAUAUCAAGACCGGCGGAUGCAGUGAAGACUGCUCGUACUGCGCCCAGUCCUCACGGUACAAUACCGGCCUCAAAGCAACAAAACUAUCCCAAGUCGACGAUGUAUUGGAAGCAGCGCGUAUAGCGAAGAAAAACGGUAGCACAAGGUUCUGUAUGGGGGCCGCGUGGCGUGACAUGCGCGGUCGCAAAACCAGCCUGAAAAACAUCAAGGAGAUGGUUUCGGGCGUGCGAGGAAUGGGCAUGGAGGUGUGCGUGACACUGGGCAUGAUAGACUCGGAGCAAGCGAAGGAGUUGAAGGAUGCCGGAUUGACGGCCUACAAUCACAACCUUGAUACGUCGCGGGAAUACUACCCCACCAUAAUCACAUCACGGUCGUAUGACGAGCGCUUGCAGACACUGAGCAACGUGCGUGACGCCGGGAUCAAUGUCUGCUCGGGCGGGAUUUUAGGCCUUGGAGAAGCUGAUUCCGACCGUGUCGGUCUGUUGUAUACCGUCUCGACGCUGCCUGCACAUCCCGAGUCAUUCCCCGUCAACGCCCUCGUGCCGAUCAAGGGAACGCCGCUGGGCGACCGAAAGAUGAUUUCGUUUGAUAAGCUUCUCCGCACGAUUGCGACUGCACGGAUCGUUCUGCCCUCUACCAUCGUCCGUCUUGCGGCGGGACGCAUCAAUCUGUCCGAGGAGCAGCAAGUGACGUGUUUCAUGGCCGGCGCUAAUGCGGUUUUCACUGGCGAGAAGAUGCUGACGACUGAUUGCAAUGGAUGGGACCAGGAUCACGAGAUGUUCCAACGAUGGGGAUUUUACCCUAUGAAGAGUUUCGAGGUUACAAGAAAGGAAGAGGCAGUUGUGUUGCCGGAGACGAUGACUGACAGUGCGACUACGAGUCAAUAA